AUGGAUAUAUAUUGUUUAUAUUGUUUCAGAUACAUUGAUGUCGGAUCUUAUGGGCGAAAUGCUGAUGGUGGUGUUUUCCAGUACUGUGAUUUAUAUCAUUUACUAGAAAAUGAUUCGUUACUACCAAAAGGAGGAGUACUGGUAGGAGAUGAUGCCUUUCCCUUAAAAACUUACCUUAUGAAACCCUAUUCAAAGGUAAAUCUGACUAAAGAAGAAAAAAUAUAUAACUACAGAACCAGUAGAGCACGAAGAAUUGUGGAAAACGGUUUUGGUAUAUUGGCCAGCCGGUUUCGUAUUUUUCAACAAAAUAUGGCAGUAAAAGUUCCAACAACUAUAAAAAUAGUAAAAGCUGCAUGUGCCAUACAUAACUGGUUACGCUUAACUUCACCUACUACUUACACACCACCAAGCUGUUAUGACUACGAAGACAUUGUCAAUGCUACAAUAAUACAAGGGGAGUGGAGAUCUGAAUUGUCUCAGCUGCCAAGUAUGUUACGGACACGAAUUAACAACAGACCAAAGAAAAUCGCACAACAAGUGAGAGACAGAUACAAGGAUUAUUUUAAUGGAGAGUGGUCAGUGGAAUGGCAAGACAGAAUGAUUAAAUAA
Molecule: messenger RNA, 609 nt
Organism: Macrosiphum euphorbiae (potato aphid)
Lineage: Eukaryota; Metazoa; Arthropoda; Insecta; Hemiptera; Aphididae
Source: the annotation of a GenBank genome assembly